AUGGGGACGUCUUCUCCGGAGGGGUCGCCGUCUCUAAUCAACCAAGUCCCGUUCACAAGUCAAGAGUCUCCGGCCAAUCAGUUACCGAAAGGUCCUUUGACUUCAUUAAUUUCUGGAAAAGUUGUACCAAACUCAAGCUAUGCUACUGAAGUGGAAAUCAUAAAUGAUAUGGCUAAGGUCAAUAUCCCGGAUGAGGUUCGCAAACUCUCCCAGCCGUUGUGGACAAGUUAUAUGGUAGGGCACUUCAUAGGGGAGGCUCCCCACAUUGGCAAGGUUCACGCAACAGUUAAUAAGAUAUGGACUUCUGGAAGUAGAGUCUCGAAAAUUGAUGCGCAGUUCUUAAAUCCAAAAACGGUCAUGUAUCGUAUUGAAGAUUCAAUGAUGAGGCAAACGGUGCUUCAACGCCACUUUUGGCACAUAGGAGAAAUUCCUUUGGUGGUGCAAGAGUGGAAUCCAAAAGCUACUAAUCUUAAGCCAGAUCUUUCUGCAAUGCCUAUUUGGUUUUUAGGAGAUGUCAUUGGGAUCUCACAAAAGCUUCAUCCUAAUACUCUCAGAUGUGUUAGGUUGGAUGUAGCGCGCGUUCUAGUUGUUGUGAAUCUGGAGAAUCCACUACUGAACGUGAUAUCGCUGAAUGACGAGGAAGAAACUUUGGUUAAGGUCUCGUACCCGUGGCUCCCAUCCAGAUGUUUAACUUGUAACACAUGGGGCCACAAUGAUGUAGAGUGUGGGCGGAUGAAGAAAGGGGCAAUGGUAGUACCAGAACAGAACGGCUUGGGAAAUAGCCCAAGGGUCAGUAGUCCUACAAAGGUUUUGUCAAGCCAAGAUAGCUUGGGAGCUCUUACAGACUCGGCAAGUAACAGACAGAGGGCGGAAGUGAAAGGGCAGUUGGUUGAAAGAGAAGCUCAAGUCGAGGGACAAGGCUUAAGCGAUGAAACAGAGCAAGAGUGGACUUGUGUUAGAAAAGGAGGAAACAAAUCGCCUCAAAAGAAGAUUGAUGAGGUGGGUAUGAGGCAAAUAGCAGCUGCAAAGACCAUCAACGAGUCGGAAACGACCUCACCAUCAAGAUUUAAUGUACUUGCUAAAAUUUCUGAGGAGGAGGAAGACAAAGAAGAUGGGGAAAUUGGGGUUGAGGAAACGGCCAAAGAGGAGGAAAAUCAUUUAGUUUCAUCAGAGGAUGAGGCUCCGAUUACUCAGGCUAUUCAGAAAGACGGAGAAAGUCGUAAGAAGCAAAAGGGACAAAACAAAUCGAUUAGCAUUAAAAAUUUGGCACCACACAAAAAUGCAAAAAAGUCCUCCUCGCGGAGGAACUAA
Molecule: messenger RNA, 1311 nt
Organism: Arabis nemorensis
Lineage: Eukaryota; Viridiplantae; Streptophyta; Magnoliopsida; Brassicales; Brassicaceae
Source: the annotation of a GenBank genome assembly